Cornus florida is the source of this 2934-nucleotide messenger RNA. Its product is annotated as exocyst complex component SEC10b-like. Gene Ontology annotation, biological process: exocytosis; Golgi to plasma membrane transport. Gene Ontology annotation, cellular component: exocyst; cytoplasm. Bases 136 to 2640 code for a protein of 834 amino acids. The transcript has 25 exons. NCBI's taxonomy places the organism in Eukaryota, Viridiplantae, Streptophyta, Magnoliopsida, Cornales, Cornaceae. The record is from RefSeq and is a predicted model, not a curated record.
UCAUAUUUUUCAUUUCUUGAAAAGAUUUACUAUAAAUGGGACCCAAGUUUCAGUUUUGUUUCUCGAUUCGGAUGCAACAAGAAUUGCUCUCUCUCGCUCUGGUAUCAUCGUUUUCCGACUCCGGCAGAUAUAAUUAUGAUGAAAUCGAAUCGUAGAGAUAGAACCAGGAGUUCUAGUACUGAUGGACUUUCAUCUAUUAAUUCUACUACCCUUGAGCUAGACAUAGACGACUUCAAGGGGGAAUUUUCAUUUGAUGCAUUAUUUGGGAACUUAGUGAAUGAGCUCCUUCCAUCUUUUCAAGAAGAAGAAUCAGAGUCGUUAGAUGGACAUAGUAACAUUGGUGGGAAUGAUGAUUUACCGAAUGGGAAUAUGCGAAUUCCGCCUGAUUCAGGCCCUUUAUUCCCAGAAGUAGAUGCUCUACUGUCUUUGUUUAAUGAUUCUUGCACAAAGUUAGUUGAUCUUCGAAAACAGAUUGAUGGAAGACAAAAUAAUCUCAAGAAGGAGGUUUUUGUUCAAGAUUCUAUGCACCGGAAGACACUUGGUGAGAUAGAAAAAGGUGUAGAUGGCUUGUUUGAUAGCUUUGGACGUUUGGAUUCACGUAUUUCAAGCGUUGGGCAGACUGCUGCCAAAAUUGGAGAUCAUCUGCAGAGUGCAGAUUCUCAACGUGAUGCUGCCCGCCAAACGAUAGACCUCAUAAAGUACUUGAUGGAGUUUAAUAGCAGCCCGGGUGACCUAAUGGAACUUUCACCAUUAUUUUCUGAUGAUAGUCGUGUUGCUGAGGCUGCUUCAAUUGCACAGAAAUUGCGGUCAUUCGCUGAAGAAGAUGUUGGAAGACAUGGAAUAUCUGGACCAUCAGUUGUGGGAAAUGCAUCUGCAAGAAGAGGAUUGGAAGUUGCGGUUGCUAACCUUCAGGAAUAUUGCAAUGAACUGGAGAAUAGAUUGUUGUCUCGAUUUGAUGCAGCAUCACAGAGAAGAGAAUUGUCUACCAUGGCAGAGUGUGCUAAAAUUUUAUCUCAGUUUAAUAGGGGCACCAGUGCUAUGCAACAUUAUGUGGCAACACGUCCAAUGUUUAUUGACUUGGAGAUCAUGGAUGCAGACAGCAGAUUGGUUCUUGGUGACGAGGGUACCUUAACUAGUCCUAGCAAUGUUGCACGUGGACUUUCUUCAUUCUACAAAGAAAUCACAGAUACCGUUCGUAAAGAAGCAGCCACAAUAAUGGCUGUAUUCCCUUCUCCGAAUGAUGUUAUGUCAAUUUUGGUUCAGCGAGUUUUAGAGCAGCGAGUUACUACACUUCUUGACAAGCUGUUGCAGAAACCGUCUCUUGUUAAUCCACCUCCUACGGAUGAAGGCGGGCUUCUUUUAUAUCUUAAAGCACUAGCAGUGGCAUAUGAGAAAACACAGGAACUUGCUAGAGACCUGCGUGCCGUAGGCUGUGGUGACUUGGAUGUUGAAGGCCUAACAGAAUCGUUAUUUCUUGCUCACAAAGAUCAAUAUAUCGAGCAUGAGCAGGCCUCUUUGAGACAAUUGUAUAAAGCAAAGACGGAGGAAUUGCAUGCUGAAAAUAAGCAAUCUUCAGAGUCAACUGGGUCAAUUGGACGCUCAAAAGGAGCUUCAUUAGCAUCUUCCCAACAGCAGAUAUCUGUUACUGUAGUUACAGAGUUCGUUCGUUGGAGCGAAGAAGCAAUUUCCAGAUGCACUUUGUUAUCAUCUCAACCUGCUACCCUUGCGGCCAAUGUAAAAGCUGUGUUCACUUGCCUGCUUGACCAAGUUGGUCAAUACAUAACGGAAGGGCUUGAACGUGCCAGAGAUAGCCUGACUGAAGCUGCGUCUUUGAGGGAAAGGUUUGUGCUAGGCACGAGUGUUAGCAGAAGGGUGGCUGCUGCGGCUGCUUCUGCUGCAGAAGCUGCUGCGGCUGCUGGUGAAAGCAGUUUUAGAUCCUUUAUGGUGGCUGUACAGCGUUGCGCAAGCAGUGUGGCUAUUGUUCAGCAAUACUUUGCAAAUUCUAUAUCACGCCUUUUACUACCUGUUGAUGGUGCACAUGCUGCUUCCUGUGAAGAAAUGGCAACAUCUAUGUCCAGUGCAGAGGGUGCUGCUUACAAAGGGCUUCAACAAUGCAUUGAAACUGUUAUGGCUGAGGUGGAGCGAUUGCUAUCAGCUGAACAGAAGGCAACAGAUUAUCGGUCACCUGAGGAUGGCAUGGCUCCUGAUCACCGGCCCACAAGUGCUUGUGCGAGAGUUGUAGCAUACCUUUCUCGUGUGCUUGAGGCUGCAUUCACUGCACUUGAAGGUCUUAACAAACAAGCUUUCCUGUCUGAAUUGGGAAACCGCUUACACAAAGGGCUUCUUAAUCAUUGGCAGAAGUUCACUUUUAACACCAGUGGAGGACUGCGGCUGAAGCGUGAUAUAACUGAGUAUGGAGAAUUUGUGCGCCAUUUUAAUGCUCCUUCUGUGGAUGAGAAAUUUGAAUCAUUGGGCAUCUUGGCCAAUGUCUUUAUUGUUGCUCCUGAGAGCCUCUCCAGCCUAUUUGAGGGUACCCCAAGUAUUCGGAAAGAUGCACAAAGGUUUAUCCAGGCUAGAGAGGACUACAAGAGUGCAAAACUUGCAGCCAAACUUAGCUCCUUGUGGCCUAGCUCUAGUUAAUUCUGUUGUGGAAUGAUAAGUGAAUCCUCCAUACUUUCUGAGUGGUUUAUUAGUCAUUAUGUUGGUGAGGGAGCUGGUACCUUAAAUUUGGUGACUUUUCAAUUCUAAACCAAGUUAGGAACAGAUUAGUGGCUAACAUGAUUGUCAGCCAGCUCAUUUUUGGGAAAAAAUAGGCAAAUUAGCAAUUGUUUUUUUUAAUGCUUUUUUAUUUAUUUAUUUUUUUAAAAGGUACUUUAUAUUUUUUUUUCUUUUGAGGGAUAAGAUAAAAAAAGAAUCUUUCAUUUAUAUGUUAAA